Molecule: messenger RNA, 1623 nt
Organism: Oppiella nova
Lineage: Eukaryota; Metazoa; Arthropoda; Arachnida; Sarcoptiformes; Oppiidae
Source: the annotation of a GenBank genome assembly
AUGAAUGACAUGAAAGACUUGAAUAUCUAUGACAUGAACGACUCGAGUGUAGUGAAUGUGUCUUUGAACGAGUCUUCAGUCGUCCAAUUGAACCAAACUCUACGACAACGCGAGACUCUGAUCCGGAGGUUGAGUGAGAAACUCGAGACCACUCUCAAGAGUCGCGACCACAUCUCGCAGACCGCCGAAUGCAUGGCGAAACAGAUCCAAGAGCUCAGGGAUCAGCUCAAGUCCAUGUCCACAUCACUGCUGCACAGAGCAGUUGAUGGACAGACAGCCACUCUCGUGGACUUCGAGUGCCAAACCGAAUGGACUGAAGACAACUCCAUGGAAGAGCCGCGAAGACUCAGCCAAUCGAUGAUAUCUGUGGACACGGUUCCCGCCGCUCUCAAGACNGUUGAUGGACAGACAGCCACUCUCGUGGACUUCGAGUGCCAAACCGAAUGGACUGAAGACAACUCCAUGGAAGAGCCGCGAAGACUCAGCCAAUCGAUGAUAUCUGUGGACACGGUUCCCGCCGCUCUCAAGACAUUGAGUUCUGUCAAUGACACCACUUUUAUGUGCGAUAACUCACUGCAAAUGGACAUUGAUUUGCAUCUGAAGUGCAAACAAGACUUAGAGAGACUUGAGUACAAUCUGAUGGUUGAGUUCAAUGAACGCGAGAAACGCAUUGAAUCCACUCUUGAGGAACAAGUGAAUCAAUUGCAGCAACAGAUGGUAAGCGAUCGCCACUCAUAUCUGGACACCAAUAAGAGAUUGGAUGCAGAAAUCGAUCGCUUGAAGUCAUAUAUCACUGAAUUAGAAGACAAACAAAGGUUACGGAAAAGCAGUGAAGAGAAAGGUCUCGCCGAUCACGACAUCGAAAGGUAUAAAUCGGUGCGAAAUGAGUCUUCCUCUCCAUUAUCACCGAAUUCGCCAUUUCUUCAAAACGAUUUGCACUCGACAUCCCGUUCACCGAUCUUUCAAACUCUUCAGAAAUAUGUGGCACAAACGCCUGUCGAGAACUCCAGACUUCUUCAUGUGUUAUCAGAUUUAGUAAAGACUUUCAUUGAUACCGAACACGACAUCCAAAAGCAUUUAAUAGAUAUGGGAAUUGAGAACAAAGUGACAAAUAAAGAGGAAUUACUGCAGAGUUUUGUUUCCCUUAAUGAAGACAUCAAUGAAAGACUUGAGGAAACGAAUGAGUUGUGCGAAGACGGACCAGAUUUGACGCCCCAUUCAAAUGCAAUCUAUUAUACGCCUCCUUCGGGUCAUAAUAAUGAGGUUGAGAUGGAGGAGGACGUAGUUUUAGGCGCCAGUAGACGACUCCGCACUGCUGUCGACCGGAUCCUGAAGUUGUUGAGUGAGAUCGUGUCCACACAACACGAACAUGACUUCAGUUCUGUGGCCAAGAAGAAUGAGGAACUCCUGUCAGAACUGAACGAAGAGUGUGUCCGACGCAACAAAUUGACGGCACAGUUGUUGCAAAUCGAGGAUCGCGUGAAAUCUCUUGAGAAAGAGAAGACAUCCCUUUCUGACAAACUUAUUGAUUACAACGAAAUGAAGAGACAAUUGGAGACAACGAGGGCUAAGAUGAAUGAGUAUGAGUUGGAACGCGACAAAUGGCUUAAUGACAACAAACGU